AUGGCAGGCCGUGGCUGUCUGGGGCUGGGAAUCUUCUGCUGGGCCCUGCUGGCCGUCCCCGUGGGCCCCCAGCUUACCUCCCCCAUCCCAGGUGUCCCUCUCACCACCCUGGGCCCCCCACCUCAGAGUGAGGUCUCAGUGCUGUCGCUCAACCUGGGACUUAACUUCAAAUUACACCUUCGGGGACCUGCUGCUGCCUGGGGGAGCCCUGUCACGGAGACCCAGCAGGUGUCCCCCGGGCUGGGCCGGGAGCUGGAGGAAGAGGUGGACAGUGGGCUGAGGACGGACCCCUUUUGGGAACUUCUGGCGGGCUCCCCCGGAAACUCUCCCCCAGAGUGGGGCUCAGCUGAAGGCAGCUCUGUGCCCUGGGCCUCUUCCCUGCCGCUGGCGUCCACGGCCCCCUUCUCUGGGCCCCCGGCCCGGCCCACAGCUCCCUAUCAGCCCUGGAUGGGCACUGUGACCUGGGGCACUGCCCUCACAGCGACAGCGCCUCCAUUCAGUGCCCCCAGACCCCACCAGAGCGAGCUGGAGCUGAAGCUGGAUGUGGCACUGAGAGCAGGUGCAGCCCCUACGCUCGGGCACCGGACGCUGCCCCUGCUGCCCAGCCUGCGGGCCAGCCUGGCGGAGAUUGCUGGGCGCCUGGGACCCUUUGGGUUCUUUGGCACUACCCUCUCCCCACUCCAAAACUUCUCAGGCCCGAGCCCCCAGGGCACAGCUACACCCCUAAGCUCUGCCUCCGGAGUUUCAGAAUCUCCAGGGUUCUUUGGCACCUCUCUGUCACCUUCCCGACACCCCCUGGAGAGGAAGCUGUCAGGCCCAAGCCCGCUGGACCCAGCUGCUUCCUUGAGCUCUGCCGCAAUUGCAACAGAGUCCCUAGACCCCAUCGUCCCCACCUCUGGCCCAGACGACCCCUCUCCCGCCAGCCCAGGGAACCCGUUGGUGCAGCCAGACUGUGAGCCAGAGUCCUGCGGCAUCAGAGAAUUGCCUGGUCCGGAGGGGCAGCCACCUGCUGCGCCGCUGCCUCUCUUCUUGCUAACCCUGGAGGCCAACUGGGCCGAAGCCAGAGCUCGUUGGGGGCUGGCCUGGGAGGCCCACGUAUACGGGGUGGGUGCGCUCUUCGGCCUGGUGGCCUUGCUGGCGCUGCUGGCUCUCGCCCUCUUGCCCUGGCGCUGCCCGCCAGGCGCACCCUGCCUGGCGCUGCUCGACCUGCUCCUGCUCUCGGCCGGGACCACACGGGCCUUCCCGCUCUUCUACGACGCCUACGGGCACCGCGCCCGGCUGCCGGCGCUUGCCUGGCUGCUGCUGCAGGACCUCCCGCUGCCCUGCCUGGCCGCCGGCCUGGGGCUGGCCUGCCUGCUAGGGAAUCCUGGGCACAGGCUCCGCCUGCUGGCGCUUUCCUGCUGGCGGGGCCGGCGGCGGCGGGCUGGGGCGCCCCUCGGGGGAUCUGGCUUCAAGGGCGCCACCCCGCUCCGGCAGGCGCGUAGUCCUUUCGCCCCGCGGGAAUCGUGGCGGCGCGCGGCGCGCACGGCGCCGGUGGCGGGCACCUUCGGGCUGCUGAGUGGAGCCCUGCAGGGCUAUGAGGUGCUGCACGCCCUGGGCUACGGCGGCCAGCCAGGCCUAGAAGGGCCCUGGCCCUGGUGGGCCUUCCAGCUGGGCUUGCGUCUGGGCGAGGUGGGCGUUGCGCUACCCUUGGCGUUACUGGGCCUCUACCCCGCGCUUUGCAGCCCCCGCGUGCCUCCUCGCUGCUGGGCCAAGCUCUUCCGCCUGUCCCCAGGUCACGCGGCUCCGCUGCUGCCCGGUAGCUGGAGCACCGGGCUCCCGGACAAGGAGCCCCCGGGCAGCGCCAUCGUGCGCGGCGAGGCGGAGCUGCUGCAGCUCUGCGCUCUGGCUAGCCCGGGCCCCGACCUCCUCCUCCAGGGAGGCGGCUGCCGAGGCUUCCAGGGCGCGGCGGCCCACCCUGCCCCUUCGCCCGCCUCCUCCCCCUGCAGCGACUGCACCGUGGACUUCCAGCCGCCCUCCCCGAUCAAUCUGCGGCGUAGCAUCGAGGAGGCGCUCUGCAGCGAGGCCCUGCUGGCGCCAGGCCUCUUCCAGGGCCCUGCCUUAGGGGAAGCCCUGCCUGGUCUCGGCCUCUACCGCACCGUCUCGCUCGGUGCCAAGACGGCGACCGCGCCCAGCGGGAGGCCCGAGGAGGCUCCUGGAUCCCCCGCGUCCCCAGAGCCGCCCUCCCCUGGGGCCUGGCCCGCCGGCAGCAGUGCCUCCUCCGGCUCCCUGUACGGACUAUCGCGGGACAGCUCGUCCAUGCUGCUCUGCUCCAGCCCGGAUAGGCCCCCGCGCUGUCCGCUGGUCUGCAUCCUCAGCCCCCCGCGACCCUCGGCAAGCAGCCCUAGUCUCCCAGCCUCAGGGUCCUACCAGGCCCUGACCCCUCCCUCCCGCGACUCCCCGGAGCUUGUCCCUGAGCUGCAGGCUGAGGAGGCCUUGCUGCAGGAGCAAUUCCUGGACGCCUGCCGACAGAUUGAUGAGCUGAGCGUCGGCAGCGACACCAUAGACCUGUGA
Molecule: messenger RNA, 2553 nt
Organism: Trichechus manatus latirostris (Florida manatee)
Lineage: Eukaryota; Metazoa; Chordata; Mammalia; Sirenia; Trichechidae
Gene: PRRT4
Product: proline rich transmembrane protein 4
Exons: 5
Coding region: 1-2553 (850 amino acids)
Source: RefSeq, a predicted model, not a curated record